This is a messenger RNA of Mycena indigotica, 1056 nucleotides long. Its product is annotated as Winged helix DNA-binding domain-containing protein. Gene Ontology annotation, biological process: regulation of transcription by RNA polymerase II. The transcript is spliced from 2 exons. Bases 1 to 1056 code for a protein of 351 amino acids. Gene Ontology annotation, molecular function: DNA-binding transcription factor activity, RNA polymerase II-specific; RNA polymerase II cis-regulatory region sequence-specific DNA binding. NCBI's taxonomy places the organism in Eukaryota, Fungi, Basidiomycota, Agaricomycetes, Agaricales, Mycenaceae. The record is from RefSeq and is a predicted model, not a curated record.
AUGACAGGCCCAGACCCAGCUUCCAUCCUCCGUCGUAAGCUUAACCUCCCAGAAAACAUCCCUAUCACCCUCUCUGCUUUGCCAGACUAUGCAGCAGAUAUGAGGCCAAGUGUGCCACUCCCCCUUCUUAUUGAGGUGGCAAUUUACGAGAGCGAGACCAAGAGACUGACAUUGAAGGAAAUAUACUCAGCAAUUGAAGGACGCUAUGAGUUUUUUCGAGGAGGGCCAUCUAACGCUGCUUGGAAGUGUUCAAUUCGACAUGCCCUGUCACUACGCCUAGUUUUUCAACAACUUGACAGGCCACUCCAGGUAUCUGGCAAGGGAAGCUACUGGACCCUGGACUAUUCGAGAGGAGAAGGAACCAAGCGGCAUCGUAAACACCACCCUGGGGAUUCAGAGGAUGAUUCUGAUGAUAAGAUCAAAGCAGGCAAGACAGAUGUUAAAUCUGCAAGUGAGAGUCAAUAUAAGCAGCAGCAGUAUGAGCAGCAGCAAUACCAGCGCCACCAGGAACUUUCCCACCCACCAGUAUAUAUCCAGAAGUCAUUAGCACAAUACCAAGCUGAGCACAGCAACCACCUCCACAUCAAUACCGUCACUCAGAUUAAACAAGAGCCUUCUCCUUCUCCAACACCGUCUCCCAGUAGCCAGAGCUCUCGUUCUAGUGACGGUUUUGGCACACCAUCACAAGAACCUCUUUACCCUCGCCAAUACCAUCAACCAGCCCCAGUGAAUCUUUUUGCACCACCUUCCAAUCCUCUACCCUCUCAAUCAAACAUGUACCCCGCUGGUUACCAGCAGACUCACAGAACGCUUGCGCAUUCUCGUUCCUGGACCCCGCAGGAGUUCCAGCAAGGGUCAAGUCAUGAUAUGCCUAUCCGGCCUGUUGGAGUUUGGAAUACUGCUCAUGGUCAGCAUCAGCAACAGCUGGUGGAUCCAAGACUGUUGAGGGCGCCAUAUUUGACCCUGUUUGGCCAGGGACAGGGUACACCACCAAGCAGUGAGGAGGAAGAUAAGCAAUGGCAUUAUCAGAGCCAAGGCGGGCAUAGGCAGUUAUGA